Messenger RNA from Nannospalax galili (Upper Galilee mountains blind mole rat), 3174 nucleotides. It is a transcript of the gene Ctxn3, whose product is annotated as cortexin 3. The transcript is spliced from 3 exons. The record is from RefSeq and is a predicted model, not a curated record. Bases 866 to 1108 code for a protein of 80 amino acids. NCBI's taxonomy places the organism in Eukaryota, Metazoa, Chordata, Mammalia, Rodentia, Spalacidae.
AUUUCCUCUUUUCCUCUCAUAUAUGCUGCUUGGCUUGUCUAUAAGGUCGUUUCAUUUUCUUUAGGAAAAGGAGCCUUAGUCUCCCAAAUGCUAAGUUGAUGCCCUUCCCUAGAAGUCUUUCCAUUCACUGAGUUGGCCUGAAGGUCAUAAAACCAUAAUCAAUAUGAAGGCUGGGUGCUGCAAGGUGCAAAUUGACAGACCCAAAGAGGAACAGUGUCAACAAUCAAUAGAGAAGAGAGUACAGGUGGAUUUACGACUUUGAUUUUGGAAAAGGCAUGGGAAUGCCCAGUGAUGCUUUUCCCUGUGCUCUGUUUGAAUGUUAAUGUUUUCUUGAGGAUGAUUUCAGACACACUGCUAGGAUACUGCCUCUACUCACUGAAGCAGAAUCCUCUUAAGAGUUGCUGAGGCAGAACUGAAAUCAUGGCUUGCCUCAAAGAAGCAGCUGUAUUGACCGCUAACGAUGCUCACAUAGAAAGACGAUGCUCCUUUAACUAGAGGUUUUAAUGGGGAGUUUCUAAGCCUGAAACAGCAGCUCUAGAGCUGGGGUGUGCCAUCAGCUGCUCAUAACUACCACUGCCUACUGCUUGAACUCGGCUUGAUCGGGAAGAAUGGAAACUAAACAUGCUUCUAACUACCUGUAAAUGUUCCACCAGGAAAUGGAUCAAGCAUUUGAUCAGCCAGACCCAGCAUUUACAAAGGAAACUGACAGAGGGAGGAUACAGAUGCACUGCAUGAUGGGGAAGGGCCCUCAGGACCAAACACUGCUAUAACUCAACCUCUCCAGGGAGCAACCACCAUGAAUUCCGCAGACUGAUGAUGGAAAAAAGGGGAACCAGGAGAUUCUGUGCUCAGGAUUCCCUGGACGAUGGAUGGAGGACAGGCCGGCCCUACGCCCUUGGUGCCCCAUGGAAACUUAUCAGAUUCUAGCAUGUCUCUUGAACAGAAAACAACAUUCGUUUUUGUGAUUUUGUUGUUUAUCUUCUUGGGUAUCCUCAUUGUCAGGUGCUUUCGGAUUCUUCUAGACCCGUACCGGAGCAUGCCAACCUCAACCUGGGCUGAUGGUCUUGAAGGCCUGGAGAAAGGACAAUUUGACCAUGCCCUUGCUUAGCAGGAACAUAGCAGCAUCUCCCAAGAGGUGAAGGGCUUCAUGACUGGGCAAAUAUUCCUUUUUGCUAACGUUCUCAACAAAUCAAAUUUUAACACUAUCUGGUCCUAGGAAAAUGAUUCAUUUCACAAACGUGCACUCGGGUUAUAGGUUUCUUAUUUGAGGAUGACGGAAAGUUUACAUUACUAACCCGAAAUAGGAAGGUAUAAAUGUCUUCGGUUACUGCAUGUUGCUGAAGGUACGAUUGUAAAACCAAGAACACCAACACUGAUGUAGACUUUGCUAUAAAGCAAAGCACUGCUUCAUCAGAACAGAGAAAAAUAGAUUAGAAAAAAUCUGAACUGAGUCUGAGGACCUGGCUCAAAAGAGACUACCUUCCUCUAACCAUGUCUCCCAGUUUUAUCUUGUAGGCGUCUGGGCAGAUGGAGGAAGACUGUGUGGAGACAGUCUCAAGUGGCUUUUCCUUUCCUUCCGAAGCAGGGAGCACUGGGAAGACAUGGUUCUUUCCUUAGUGACCACCAAUGAGAAUAUCACUUUAGUUUUUAAGUAAAAUUCAAUUCAAAGGGUACAGAGUUUUGAAAUUCUCUACUGGGCCUAGUAGUCUCUGUUUAUGACUAACACCUAUAGAGGCACAUACUUAUAGCUUGAACUUACCUUCCGUAGUGAUGGAAGCAAUCAGUUGCAACUACAAUUUCAAGAUUUUCUUCCCAAGGGAAGCGAAUUGGUUAGUGGGGAGAAGACUUAAAAUUGUAAGAGGAACACAGGUGUAUGACAACAUGUAGUCACCAAAUAAAACUUUUCAAGAAACAGUGACAUUUCCUCUCAUUUCACCAAGACUGGUGUACUAAGGAUGAUGUGUGGACUGAAUGGUAACAUUUUCCCAAGAAAGAAGAAAACAAGCAAGAAGAAGGAAUGAUCCUCCAGUUCGAGUCAUUCCUAUCCUGUUUCAUGAAGGACACCUACAAACUGUUCUGCACAGAUACAGCCUAUUCGAGAAGGGGCUUAUUAGGAAUGAGGAGGGGAAUUGGGGAAGGAACAGGUGGACAAAGGAGGGAAACAAACGGCAUCAAUAUACUUGUAUGAAAAUGUCACAGUGGUGCACAAGUAGUGAAAGAAGGCCUGUGACCAAAGCAUUGUUCAAAUGACACCUCAGAAUUAUCUGGGGAGCUUAAUAUAUAUACCGUUUUAUUAUAAAUGUAUAAAACUCAUGGUAAGAAUCUAUGAAACAAUAUGGAAGAACAUAAAAAGAAAUACCAGUCUCAGACACACGGUGAUUGAGAUUAGCCUGGAAUACAUGAGAGCCCGUUAAAUUAGCAUGUAAACAAAAAGAACCAGUCAAAAUCCUACCUUAGAUUACCUCACACCUCACUUCCUCCAGGAUAUACCACAGCCUUCAUCUAAGGGGUUGAUUCUAUAGAUUUGGGUUAGUGAACAAUAGGAAGUAGAGAGAGAGAUGGGUGUGGGCCAUAAAAUGAAGUGAAGAAAAUGUCCCAGGAGAUGGUAGUUCAGUGUGAUAAUUCCUAUCUAUGUGCUUGGUAUAAAGCUUAUGUAAUGCAAGUUAUAAAAUAAAUUAGACCUUGACCUAAGAGGACACAGGUGUCUUGGAUGUGUUCAAGGAGAGGGAGGAGGGCAAACCACAGAAUAAGGAGGUGGUGGAGGUGCUGACACAAGUGAGGGAGUCGGGACUAGGAGAGCCUGGCUGGAGUGGACAGUGAGGAGGUGGGAGGAACUUGGGAGGGACAACAGUGGCUCUGGCACCCACUGGUGGUGUUGGGAGACUUUGUAGACUAAUGAGAGGCAAGAUGGAAUGAAGGGCUGUGUGGUAGUUCUGGCUUCUACUUCUUCCUCAGGGUAACGCCAGGUUCUAUUUUUAUAAGGGGAAUAGACAGAAAUAGCCACCUGCCCUCUGUGAGGCCUUUAACUCUAGGCAUUGCCAGAACGCGCCCCAGGCUGCCCCAAGCUUGCUCUUCUUGCCUGCUCCCUUUCCGCCCUACUCUAGUUUUCCUUUUUGUUCUCAGCUUGCACUUCCUUGUUCCAUCUCCCCUCACUGAGUCUUCCCUGAUCCUGCA